AUGGCGCAGUUUACCCUCUAUAUCCUCGAGAACAGCUGGGGUCUGAAUCCCAUCAAGAUUGGUAUCUUUCUGGAAGAGCUUGGGCUUGACUAUGAGCUGAAAGGGCUCGAGCUGAACUCCACCGACAAAGAGAAAGGUGUCAAAGGUGAGAACUACUUGGCCAUUAGCCCGAAUGGGCGUACGCCGACGCUUGUGGACCACAAGAACAAUGACUUUACGGUCUGGGAGUCGGGUGCGAUUCUGCAGUACCUCCAGAACAAGUACGACACGAGCAACAAGUACGGAAGCAAAUCGGUCGAGGAGCAGGCUAUCAUUGACGAGUGGCUCUUUUUCCAGGUGACGGGCCACAGUCCGGUCCAAGGAAACCUGUACUUUGCCAAGAACUCGUGGAAGAAGACGUACGGCGAAGACCCGCCUCAGAACGUCAUUGCGCGUUUCUCUACCGAGCUCCACCGUGUGCUGAACGUCUAUGAGAAGCAACUGGAGAAGCAGGCGCAGAAGAAUGGCGAUGAUAAUGCCUGGCUGGCGCUGGACCAUCCCACCAUUGCGGACUUUUCGGCCUUGGCUUGGUUCUCUAUUCUGCCGCUGCGUGCCGAAGUGCUGGAAGUGGACUUGGCCAAGUACCCCUUCAUUUCCAAGUACAUUGCGCAUGGAACGCAGCGCCCGUCGUUUGAAGCGGUGCGUAAGCAGAUUAUUUUCAAGUAG
Malassezia japonica is the source of this 705-nucleotide messenger RNA. RefSeq names its product glutathione transferase. The coding region runs from base 1 to 705 and encodes 234 amino acids. Lineage: Eukaryota; Fungi; Basidiomycota; Malasseziomycetes; Malasseziales; Malasseziaceae. The record is from RefSeq and is a predicted model, not a curated record. The transcript has a single exon.